AUGCAACUCCCGGCGAUUGACAUCAUCUAUCAUGAGCCCAUCACCUUGAGUGAUGGAACCGUCUUAUCAGCCAUGAUAUGGCUACCCAAAAACGCCAAGUCUCACCCUGUCCCAGCAAUCCUCGAAUACUUACCCUACCGAAAGCGAGAUAUGACUGCCGUUCGCGAUGCCAUGAACCACCCAUACGUUGCAGCUCAUGGUUAUGCCUGUGUCCGCGUUGACAUGCGAGGAACAGGUGACUCUCAAGGUAUCCUUCGAGGAGAAUAUCUACCGCAGGAGCAAGACGAUGCUCUGGAGAUUCUUAAAUGGAUCGCUGCCCAACAAUGGUGCACGGGGUCGAUAGGAAUGAUUGGUAUUUCGUGGGGCGGCUUCAAUGGGCUACAGGUUGCGGCUUGUCGGCCGCCAGAGCUCAAAGCUGUCAUUUCUAUCUGUUCGACAGAUAUGCGCUAUGAUGACGAUAUUCAUUACAUGGGCGGUUGUAUCUUGACAGAAAAUCUGACCUGGGCUGCGUCUAUGUUCUCCAUUAACUCAUCUCCUCCUGAUCCAGCACUGGUUGGUGAUCAGUGGCGGGACCUCUGGCUAAAGCGACUUGAAUCAGGUGGCCUUUUCGCAGAAGAAUGGCAUCAGCAUCAGCGACGCGACGAUUUCUGGAAACAUGCGUCUAUUGGCGAAGACUACAAUUCCAUACAAUGUCCAGUUUAUCUCGUCGGCGGAUGGAUGGAUCCUUAUACCAACACGAUCUUCAGGAUGUUGGAGAAUCUGAAGGUGCCUAGAAAGGGCCUUGUUGGUCCUUGGGGUCACAAAUAUCCUAACUUUGGGUACCCAGGACCGCAGAUUGGCUUUCUGCAAGAGUCCAUUAGAUGGUGGGAUAAGUGGUUGAAAGGAAGCGAGACGGGGAUUAUGCAUGAACCUAUGCUGCGAUGCUAUCUUCAAGAUCCGACGCCUCCAGCGCCAUACAUGGAGGAUCGCCCAGGCCGCUGGGUGGCGGAAGAUAGCUGGUCUGAUUCGAAGCCCCCUUUUCUGAGGUUGGGUCUCUCGUCUGGUCAAUUAACAACCGGGAGCUCAAACAGCGAUGAGAAACUUGAGAUCUGCUCCCCUCAAACAGUCGGUUUUGCUGGUGGUAGAUGGCUGAUCUUUGGCGUCGAAGGGGAAGGGCCAGGGGAUCAACGUCUUGAAGCUGGAGGAAGUCUCUUGUUUGACUCAAAACCUCUAACCGAGCCCUUAGACUUUCUUGGGGCUCCGCUGUUGAAACUGCGCAUUGCGAGCGAUAAAGCAAAUGCUCUCGUAGCAGCAACCUUGUCGGAGGUACUACCCAAAGGCGCUGCUACAAAGGUAUCUCAUGGCGUACUCAACUUGACACAUCGCCACGGCCACGAAGAUGUGCGGCCUCUAGAGCCUGGGAAGUUCUACGAGGUUACACUGAAACUGAAUCACUUUGGGCAGCGAAUCGGUGCUGGAAGUCGCCUUCGCCUUGCGUUGUCUUCUACUUACUUCCCCUUGGUCUGGCCAUCUCCUGAAGUCACGACCCUCAGCAUCGACUGUGCCCACAGCACUCUUGAUCUCCCAGAGCGGGGCGAUAAUCCACAAGACUCUCACCUCAAACCUUUUAAACCAGCCGUCAACGGAACCCUCUCACAAACUGAACUCCGACCAGCUAAGCAUAGAAACUACGUUACAAACGAUUGGGACACUGACGAGACUGCACUUUGCGUUGACUGGGACGAUGGUAUGUGGGAAGUCAACGAAACAGGUUGGAAAUAUGGAUGGUGGACAGGCUUGAAAUCAAGUAUGAAGCCAGAUGAUCCGUUGUCAGCGGAGGUUGAGCAGCGAUUUGAGAGGGAUUUUGAGAGAGAUGAUAUCGUUAUCAAGACGAAGGGCUGGACAAAGAUGAAGAUGACUAAAACUGAUAUGACCAUUACUGCUCGUCUUGAUGCUUUUGAGAAUGGGGAGGCUGUCUUUGGAAGGGACUUUUCUUUUACGAUUCCUAGGGAUAAUGUGUGA
Molecule: messenger RNA, 2001 nt
Organism: Fusarium odoratissimum NRRL 54006
Lineage: Eukaryota; Fungi; Ascomycota; Sordariomycetes; Hypocreales; Nectriaceae
Exons: 1
Coding region: 1-2001 (666 amino acids)
Molecular function (GO): dipeptidyl-peptidase activity
Source: RefSeq, a predicted model, not a curated record